UUCGUCAUCAGUCUGAUAACCGUCACCUAACAUACUACGCGCUCCCUCCCACACGAUGUACAAGUACAACAUUAUUCCCGUCAGGGUCGGUAGAAAUGAGUCCCAGGCCACCACCGAGAGUACUCCAGCUUCUCCUCCACAUGAGAUAUGACUAGAGGCUCCCGAGAGUGAGGAUCACCAAGUCGAUAACUUUGCCAGGCUUGGGACCUCAUGGCCCAGUUGACUCGAGAACCCAGAAGGGUCAGCUGGGCGGGCUGAUACUUCUGAAUGGAGGACUUCUGCCACAUUCCACGCUAGCGAGGAAAAUGAGGGUUCAGAUAACAAUAGUGUAAGCUGCUCAGGUUACUACAGCGACCUUACGGCCUCUGAUAUAGGAGUGAACGAGAAGUUUCAGCCCAAGGCGGUCUUGACCAAAAACGGGUCGUUUUCUGGAGCCACCAGCGACUGGUGGGAAAGCGAUGACAGCGGCGACGACAGCGACUGGGGAGAGGACGAGUGGCCUCUAGACCACCCCAUUCCCCUCCCCAAGUGGGGCUGUGACCGUCCGGAAUUGAAAUUCGACAACGAAGGGCAAUAUCAGGAGUUCCUUAACAAAGCCACCAGUUACCUGCAGCAGUGCCUCUCUUCACUUCCAUACGACACACUGUCCAACUUCUUAGUUUUCAGCACAAAGUAUGUCUACUCACGAGAUGAAUAUAGCAAUCUGAAAGACUUCUUCAGGGACUACGACACCCCUCUGAUACCCGGAUGUUUUACCUGCGUUGGUCUUGCUCUUGACCUGUCUUCCCGGUUAUCUCAUAUGGAAAAGAUGUACCCAGGAAUUAAGGAUGCCAUGUACCAAGUAUCUUGCGAAGAGACAGUGAAGAACAUAGACGAGUUCCACACAGAGUUACCACCGCCCAGAUCGUCCCUAAUCGAACACGUCUUACUCUGCAUCAAGAUAAGGAUAUCUGACCGUGCUGGCGUGACCUUAUUUGACCCCGGCUACCACGUUUCGCAGCCCAUCACAGUCAUGGAGGACGGUCUGGCCCCACACAGCGACACAGUAAUGGGAAGCUCGACGCGACAUGACGUCGUGCGGACUUACCGGUACAACUACCUUCCGGGCAGCUCCACCAUCAUUGCGUGGACGACUCGAGAAGAAAGGCCUGGAAAGCCUGACGUCGUCACCUCUAACCGAAUCCAUCCGAAGCAGCCCUUUCUGUCGUGCGUCGACAUCGCAGAACGUCGGAACCUCAUCUACGGAUUUAAGUCCCUGUUAGGACGCGACAGCAAGGGGCAACUGAGGUGGGGCUUAUACUUCGCAGUCAAAGAGUGUUCCGAGGCCUCGGUCACUUUCUUCCACCAAGAAGGCGACAAACCCACCCACAAGAAGUUUCCAAUGAGCUGUUUCCUGACGGAAGACGUUGGUGUCGAUGGCCUCGAAGAAACUCUGGCAGCUGUGGCAAAGGGAUUAGGCAGAAGCGCGAGAAGUCUGCGAACAAGUCUGCGAGUUCUGGCGAAUUUACUGUGCGACUCUCAGUAUGUCCAGGAACUGUUGACAAUGGAUGAAGAGAUCAACAGCCUAACACAGUAGCCUUUUCUGUUGAUUUUUUUUAUUCUUCUUAAGGUUUUGAUGUCUGAAUCACUAAGAUGUAAUCGCAUACUUACCCUUUUGCAUCAUCAUGUUUCUAUAUUAAAAGUACGGAGCUUGGUACAUGUAUACUCCAUGUGAUUAUUGUCUUUGCAAUAAACUACUAUGGACCUCUUCCACAGCAAGUGCAAGACUUUAUUUGCAAUUGUCUCCUGAGAGACAGGUAACUGUAUGCACUGACACAGUAGCAUACCAGUUGAACUGAAUGUGGCAGAAGUUACCUACCAUUAUGAAGUACAGUUUUGGCAAAUAAAAUAUAGUCCUCAAAACCCC
This is a messenger RNA of Macrobrachium nipponense, 1906 nucleotides long. RefSeq lists its product as uncharacterized. Bases 800 to 1576 code for a protein of 258 amino acids. The transcript has 5 exons. NCBI's taxonomy places the organism in Eukaryota, Metazoa, Arthropoda, Malacostraca, Decapoda, Palaemonidae. The record is from RefSeq and is a predicted model, not a curated record.